Molecule: messenger RNA, 2316 nt
Organism: Mucor mucedo
Lineage: Eukaryota; Fungi; Mucoromycota; Mucoromycetes; Mucorales; Mucoraceae
Exons: 5
Coding region: 1-2316 (771 amino acids)
Molecular function (GO): protein binding
Source: RefSeq, a predicted model, not a curated record
AUGAUUAUCACCCGUUAUUCACUCCGUUACGUCUCCACCGUUUACCGACAAGGAGAGUACUGUUUACCUGUCGGCACAACAAACACAACCGAUGCCGAUCCUCAACUGGAGCGACAAAUAUUUAUUGUCGAGCAGUCUCAAUUACACACCAUUUACGAAAAGAUGCUCUAUCUAGAGGUGCCUUUACCAAGAGCAGGUGAAGUCAAUACCCGUGUGCUAGAUUUCGUGGAUCAAUUUGCUAGUGAUUUCGAGUUGAUUGGUACCACGUCGUAUGAUUUACGUGGAUUUGUAGAGGCGCUGGAUCGGGCUUCACAGAGAACAUUCAAUUCUCCUUUAAUUACAAGACACUUGUUUCGUGCUCUUGUUCGUUUGGGAGAAUAUGAUGAGGCUGAACAUGCUUUACACGCCUACCUUUAUCUCGUCGGUCUUGUCUCACACGGUUGGAAGGAAACUCAUCGAGAUGGUCAGGCACUGGCCACGGAUAAGACAGGCUUAAAUAUGGCUGUACCCAAACCCAGACCAGAGAUUCAAGACGAUCAAGAUAUUGAGGCUGGAGAGAUUAGUAAUAUUGCUGAUAUUAAAAACUCAGAAAAGGAGACAGUAGCAGAUACCUUGGAAGUGCUUGUGACAGCCAUCAAAAUGUAUUGUAAAGAUCUCUCACGUGGUGUAGAUGCAGUCGAAAUGGCUGAAAUUGCCAAGGAGAUGUAUCAAAAGCAACCUAAAUCAGAACGUUUGUCCGGACUUUUAGAAACUGGAGCUCAUGUUUAUCGUGCUACAGGCAUUGCCUAUGGCUUAUUAGGCUGUCAAACCUUUGAUCCGGAACUUCGACCUACCUAUCACGAAAAGGCAUUGGUGUUUUUGAAGCGAUCACUAGAGCUUGAUUCAAACGCUUGGGAGACCUAUUACCAAUUAGCUUUACAACAAGCGGACAUGCACGAUAUUCGACAAGCAGUUGUAUCCGUGACAAAAGCAAUCCAGAUGAAUCCUACUUAUUUACCUUGUUGGCAUUUACUGACUUUGAUUGUCUCUUGUCCUGUGCACGGAGAUUACAAGCAGGCCCUCAAGACCUGUGAGAUGGGUUUACAACAAGCUGCAUUGGAUAAUACAAUAGACCCUGAAGAUCAAAAUGGAAAUGGGCACGAAGAGGCUGAACACCACUUGAUGUUUCAAAUGACUCGUACUUCUUUACUCUAUGCCAUCCAUGGUCCCGAAGCCGCACUUGAAUCCAGCGAGCAAUUAUUCUUGGAAUAUGGAAAAAUUGCUAUUCCCGAAGCCUCCUUCAGUAACGGUAGCCAGGAUCGUCUUUCGUAUGGUGGAGCGCAUAACGGUAUGAUUAUUUCAGGAUCGUUGGGUAAUUUAAGCGAGUUACAGAUUGCGGCGGAGAAUCGAAGAAGAGGUCGAAGUGCAAGUUCGAGGUCGCAUGAUAAUGUAAAUAUGGCUUCGGGACAUUCCUUGACAGUGGGAAGAGCAAGAUCCGCCUCGAAUUUAGCGAUUCCAUCUCCUUUAGGUCCUGGUGGAACCGCACAAGCAAACACAAGCUUAUUGUCUGUACCAGAUGGAAGUACAGAUACAAGUAAACGAGAAGGACAUCAUCAUCAUCAUAUUCAUGGUUUACAUUUAUUUGGAUCCAGAAGUACAAGUCAUCGAAACAAAGCUUUAGAAAAUGGAGGAUAUCCUAGUGCGGCUGUUAAUGGCAAUACCAGUGCACACACAAUUGCCUCUCCUUACGGAAACUCAGUUGCAUCACUUCAGAGCAUGACACCUUCAUUGAUGAGCAUACAAUCGAUUUUGCAGCCGUCUGUUAUACCCACGAAGCCCAGUACACGUACAGUACAACGCAAGCAGCGGUCGGACCGUAUUUUAUCUGAUUUAUGGCUAUUGACAGCUGAGAUGUUUAUCAAGCUUGGUAAGUUGGAUGAGGCGAGGAAGGCAAUUGAGGAAGCAGAGAAUGUGGAUUGGAUUACGAACCCCCAGGUAUGGUGUGUACUUGGCCAAUUAUUAGAAGCGGAAGGGGAUGUGGAACAAGCGCAGACGGCAUUUUACAAGUCGCUGGUGAUUGAUCCAAAUGAUGUGACCUGUAGACUUUGGCUAGCUAAAUCGCACUUGUCACAAGAAAGUAAAGAGAUCGCGGAAGGUAUUUUGGAUGUCAUGACCAAGUCAAAUGGAUGGGAUUGUGCAGAAGCUUGGUUCCAUUUGGGUGAGAUAUAUCGUCAAACGGAUCGAUUAGAUCGUACAAAAGCCUGUUUAUUUUACGCACUUGAACUAGAAUCCACCAGUCCUAUUCAACCCUUUUCUGUUUUACCACGUUAUGUAUAA